CUCCCCUCCCCCCCGCGCCGGGCAUGCGGGGCCCGCUGGGCACCGAAGAGGAGCUGCCGCGGCUGUUCGCGGAGGAGAUGGAGAACGAGGACGAGAUGUCAGAAGAAGAUGACGGUGGCCUUGAGGGCUUUGAUGACUUUUUCCCCGAGGAGCCUGUGAGCCUCCCCCAGAAGAAGAAACCCAAGAAGCUAAAGGAGAGCAAGUCCAAAGGGAAGCGCAAGAAGAAGGAGGGGAGCAAUGAUGAGCUGUCUGAAAAUGAGGAGGACCUGGAGGAGAAGUCGGAGAGCGAAGGGAGUGACUACUCCCCUAAUAAAAAGAAGAAGAAGAAACUCAAGGACAAGAAGGAGAAAAAAGCCAAGCGGAAAAAGAAGGAUGACGAUGAGGAUGAUAACGAAGACGGAUGCUUGAAGGAGCCCAAGUCCUCGGGGCAGCUCAUGGCCGAGUGGGGCCUGGACAAUGUGGAUUACCUGUUCUCCGAGGAGGACUACCACACGCUGACAAACUACAAGGCCUUCAGCCAGUUCCUCAGGCCGCUCAUCGCCAAGAAGAACCCAAAGAUCCCCAUGUCCAAGAUGAUGACCGUCCUGGGCGCCAAGUGGCGGGAAUUCAGCGCCAACAACCCCUUCAAGGGCAGCUCUGCGGCAGCAGCGGCAGCGGCGGUGGCUGCGGCUGUGGAGACAGUCACCAUUUCCCCUCCGCUGGCCGUCAGCCCCCAGCAGGCACCCCAGCUCAUGCCCAUCCGCAAGGCCAAGACGAAGGAGGGCAAGGGGCCUGGAGUACGGAAGAAGAUCCGAGGCUCCAAAGAUGGGAAGAAAAAGGGCAAAGGGAAAAAAGUGUCCGGACUCAAGUUCCGCUUUGGAGGGAUCAGCAACAAGAGGAAGAAGGGCUCCUCGAGUGAGGACGACGAGCGGGAGGAGUCGGACUUGGACAGCGCCAGCGUCCACAGCGCCUCCGUGCGCUCCGAGUGCUCCGCCGCCCUGGGGAAGAAGAAGAGGAGGCGCAAGAAGAAGCGAAUUGACGACGGGGACGGCUACGAGACGGACCACCAGGACUACUGCGAGGUGUGCCAGCAGGGCGGGGAGAUCAUCCUGUGCGACACCUGCCCGCGGGCCUACCACCUGGUCUGCCUCGACCCGGAGCUGGAGAAGGCCCCCGAGGGCAAGUGGAGCUGCCCGCACUGCGAGAAGGAGGGCAUCCAGUGGGAGCCCAAGGACGACGACGACGACGACGACGAGGGCGGCUGCGAGGAGGAGGAGGACGACCACAUGGAGUUCUGCCGCGUGUGCAAGGACGGCGGCGAGCUGCUCUGCUGCGACGCCUGCCCCUCCUCCUACCACCUGCACUGCCUCAACCCGCCGCUGCCCGAGAUCCCAAACGGUGAAUGGCUCUGCCCGCGCUGUACUUGCCCGCCACUGAAGGGCAAAGUCCAGCGGAUCCUACACUGGAGGUGGACGGAGCCCCCAGCCCCCUUCCUGGUGGGGAUCCCGGGGCCGGACGUGGAGCCCGGCCUCCCCCCGCCCAAGGCCCUGGAGGGCACCCCCGAGAGGGAGUUCUUCGUCAAGUGGGCUGGCCUCUCCUACUGGCACUGCUCCUGGGUGAAGGAGCUGCAGCUGGAGCUGUACCACACGGUGAUGUAUCGCAACUACCAAAGAAAGAACGACAUGGACGAGCCUCCACCCUUCGACUACGGCUCUGGGGAUGAGGAUGGCAAGAGCGAGAAGAGGAAGAACAAGGACCCGCUUUACGCCAAGAUGGAGGAGCGCUUCUACCGCUACGGCAUCAAGCCCGAGUGGAUGAUGAUCCACCGCCUCCUGAACCACAGCUUCGACAAAAAGGGGGAUGUCCACUACCUGAUCAAGUGGAAAGACCUGCCCUAUGACCAGUGCACCUGGGAGAUUGAUGACAUCGACAUCCCCUACUACGACAACCUGAAGCAGGCCUACUGGGGCCACAGGGAGCUGAUGCUGGGAGAAGAUGUCAGGGUGCCCAAGAGGCUGAUCAAGAAGGGCAAGAAGCUGAAGGACGAUAAGCAGGAGAAGCCGCCGGAGACGCCCAUUGUGGAUCCCACGGUCAAGUUCGACAAGCAGCCGUGGUACAUCGACGCCACGGGCGGCACGCUGCACCCUUACCAGCUGGAGGGCCUCAACUGGCUGCGCUUCUCCUGGGCCCAGGGCACCGACACCAUCCUGGCCGAUGAGAUGGGGCUCGGCAAGACCGUGCAGACCAUCGUCUUCCUCUACUCCCUCUACAGGGAGGGCCACUCCAAGGGGCCCUACCUGGUCAGUGCGCCCCUGUCCACCAUCAUCAACUGGGAGCGUGAGUUCGAGAUGUGGGCGCCCGACUUCUACGUGGUCACCUACACGGGGGACAAGGAGAGCCGCGCUGUGAUCCGCGAGAAUGAGUUUUCCUUCGAGGACAACGCCAUUCGGAGCGGGAAGAAGGUGUUCCGGAUGAAGAAAGAGGUGCAGAUCAAAUUCCACGUGCUGCUGACCUCCUAUGAGCUCAUCACCAUCGACCAGGCCAUCCUGGGCUCCAUCGAGUGGGCCUGCCUCGUGGUGGACGAGGCCCACCGGCUCAAGAACAACCAGUCCAAGUUCUUCAGGGUCUUGAACAGCUACAAGAUCGAUUACAAGCUGCUGCUGACGGGGACGCCCCUUCAGAACAACCUGGAGGAGCUCUUCCAUCUCCUCAACUUCCUGACCCCAGAGAGGUUCAACUCCUUCCGCAGCAACCUGGAGGGCUUCCUGGAAGAAUUUGCCGACAUCUCCAAGGAAGACCAGAUCAAGAAGCUGCAUGACCUCCUGGGGCCACACAUGCUGAGGCGGCUCAAGGCAGAUGUGUUCAAGAACAUGCCGGCCAAGACGGAGCUGAUCGUCCGCGUGGAGCUCAGCCAGAUGCAGAAGAAGUACUACAAGUUCAUCCUCACACGGAACUUCGAGGCGCUGAACUCCAAGGGGGGCGGGAACCAGGUGUCCCUGCUCAACAUCAUGAUGGACCUCAAGAAGUGCUGCAACCACCCCUACCUCUUCCCCGUGGCUGCCGUGGAAGCCCCCGUCUUGCCCAAUGGCUCCUAUGAUGGCAGCUCCCUGGUCAAGUCUUCGGGGAAGCUCAUGCUGCUGCAGAAGAUGCUCAAGAAGCUGCGGGAUGAAGGGCACCGCGUCCUCAUCUUCUCCCAGAUGACCAAGAUGCUGGAUCUCCUGGAGGACUUCCUGGAGUACGAAGGCUACAAGUAUGAGCGGAUUGACGGUGGCAUCACAGGGGGCCUCCGGCAAGAGGCGAUUGACAGAUUCAACGCCCCUGGGGCCCAGCAGUUCUGCUUCCUCCUCUCCACGCGGGCGGGCGGCCUGGGCAUCAACCUGGCCACGGCGGACACGGUCAUCAUCUACGACUCAGACUGGAACCCGCACAACGACAUCCAGGCCUUCAGCCGCGCCCACCGCAUUGGGCAGAACAAGAAGGUGAUGAUCUACCGCUUCGUGACACGGGCCUCGGUGGAGGAGCGCAUCACGCAGGUGGCGAAGCGCAAGAUGAUGCUGACGCACCUGGUGGUGCGGCCCGGCCUCGGCUCCAAGUCGGGCUCCAUGACCAAGCAGGAGCUGGACGACAUCCUCAAGUUUGGCACGGAGGAGCUCUUCAAGGACGACGUGGAGGGGAUGAUGUCCCAGGGCCAGAGGCCGGCCUCGCCCAUCCCUGACGUCCAGUCCUCCAAAGGGGGUGCCCUGGCCGCCGGGGUGAAAAAAAAGCACGGCCCUGCCCCACCAGGUGACAACAAGGACGUGGAGGAUAGCAGUGUCAUCCACUACGACGACGCGGCCAUCUCCAAGCUGCUGGACCGGAACCAGGACGCCACGGACGACACAGAGCUGCAGAACAUGAAUGAGUACCUGAGCUCCUUCAAGGUGGCGCAGUACGUGGUGCGAGAGGAGGACGGCGUGGAGGAGGUGGAGCGCGAGAUCAUCAAGCAGGAGGAGAACGUGGACCCCGACUACUGGGAGAAGCUGCUGCGCCACCACUACGAGCAGCAGCAGGAGGACCUGGCGCGCAACCUGGGCAAGGGCAAGCGCAUCCGCAAGCAGGUCAACUACAACGACGCCUCGCAGGAGGACCAGGAGUGGCAGGACGAGCUCUCAGACAACCAGUCGGAAUAUUCCAUCGGCUCUGAGGAUGAGGACGAGGACUUUGAGGAGAGGCCGGAAGGGCAGAGUGGACGGCGGCAGUCCAGGAGGCAGCUCAAGAGCGACAGGGACAAGCCUCUGCCUCCCCUUCUCGCACGAGUCGGUGGCAACAUCGAGGUGCUGGGCUUCAACGCCCGGCAGCGCAAGGCCUUCCUGAACGCCAUCAUGCGCUGGGGCAUGCCCCCCCAGGACGCCUUCAACUCCCACUGGCUGGUGCGGGAUCUCCGCGGGAAGAGCGAGAAGGAGUUCAGGGCCUACGUGUCCCUCUUCAUGCGGCACCUGUGUGAGCCAGGGGCGGACGGCGCGGAGACCUUCGCGGACGGCGUGCCCCGGGAGGGCCUCUCACGGCAGCACGUGCUCACUCGGAUCGGGGUCAUGUCCCUGGUGAGGAAGAAGGUUCAGGAGUUUGAACACGUCAAUGGGAAGUACAGCACCCCAGACCUGAUCCCCGAGGGGCCUGCGGGCAAGAAGCCGGGCGAGCUCAUCUCCUCGGACCCCAACACACCGGUGCCUGCCAGCCCUGCCUACCUCCCGCCUGCUCCCCUGGGCCUGCCAGACAAAAUGGAAACCCAGUUGGGCUACAUGGAUGAGAAGGAGCUAGGGAUGCAGAAGCCAAAGAAGCCCCUGGAAAUCCAGGCCCUGCCAGCUGCCCUGGACAGAGUGGAGGGCGAGGACAAGCACGAGAGCCCAGAUGGCAAGGAGAGAGCCCAAGAGGAGCGGCCGGAGGGGCUGGAGAAGGCCCUGCCCUCCCCGGAGCAGCUGCCAAAAGAGGAAGUGCUUCCGGAGAAGGAGAAAAUUUUGGACAAGCUGGAGUUAAGCUUGAUCCACAGCAGAGUGGACAGCGGUGACUUCAGGCCAGAUGACACCAAGGCUGAGGAGAAGGAGCUCAUUGAAACUCAGCAGAACGGUGACAAAGAGGAAGACGAGGAGGGGAAGAAGGAGGAUAAGAACGGGAAAUUCAAAUUCAUGUUCAACAUUGCAGACGGGGGCUUCACAGAGCUGCACACGCUGUGGCAGAAUGAGGAGCGUGCCGCUGUUUCCUCGGGGAAAAUCUACGACAUCUGGCACCGGCGCCACGACUACUGGCUGUUGGCGGGCAUCGUGACGCACGGCUACGCCCGCUGGCAGGACAUCCAGAAUGACCCACGGUACAUGAUCCUCAACGAGCCCUUCAAGUCUGAGAUCCACAAGGGCAAUUACCUGGAGAUGAAGAACAAGUUCCUGGCCCGCAGGUUCAAGCUGCUGGAGCAGGCACUGGUCAUUGAGGAGCAGCUCCGCAGGGCCGCAUACCUCAACAUGACCCAGGACCCCAGCCACCCCGCCAUGGCCCUCAACGCCCGCCUGGCCGAGGUCGAGUGCCUGGCCGAGAGCCACCAGCACCUGUCCAAGGAGUCACUCGCCGGAAACAAGCCCGCCAACGCCGUCCUGCACAAGGUCCUGAACCAGCUGGAGGAGCUGCUAGGCGACAUGAAGGCGGACGUGACGCGCCUGCCCUCCAUGCUGUCCCGCAUCCCGCCGGUGGCCGCCCGCCUGCAGAUGUCGGAGCGCAGCAUCCUGAGCCGCCUGACGAGCCGCGCCGGCGACCCCGCGCUCCAGCAGGGCUCUUUCGGCUCCUCUCAGAUGUACAGCAACAACUUUGGGCCCAACUUCCGGGGCCCUGGACCGGGAGGGAUUGUCAACUACAACCAGAUGCCCCUGGGGCCCUAUGUGACCGAUAUCUAGCCGUCCCCGAGAUGUCCCUCAGUUGCAGCGCUCGUUUCCAGCUGAGCCACACCUGCUGGGCCCCCUGCCCGAUGCCCAUGGGAGAGAAAAGCUCCUGCCUUUUUAGGAGCCGGUGCCAAAAAGGGAAACCGAGUAACACCAACACACAGAGGAUGAGGCCCAGGCCAGCUGGGGCAGACCCUGGGAGUGCCACCCCAUCAUGGCUCCAGUGUCCUUCCACACGAGCAUCUCCCCCACAGCCACCCGGGACAUGCAACCCUUCGCCACCUUUUCCAGAAUGACAUCGUAGAAGAGGUUUCAUUUAUUUGUACAUCUUUUGCACUUUCUUACCGGAGACACAAACACAUUUGUCUUGAUAAAAGUUGCAGUAUGAAGGAGUCUAACGUCACAGCACUUACGUCUCUCUGUACCGACGGGCACAGACUGGAGGGAAGCUUCCGGAUUCCCUGCUGCGGCCCUGCGGACUCGGCCCGGCUGGGAGAAGCCGCAGUUGGCGCCCCGGGGGCCCACCCACAACUGCCCGCUCGCGUCUGUGCAUGUGCGGCGCUGCGCCCAGCCUGCUGUCCGUGCGGGCAGGCCCGAGGGGCGGUGGCCCAGCCCGACGGCAGGGGUCCUGGCUGGUGCCAGGGGCCAGGGCAGGAUGUUUCUCCCACCCCAUCCCUGCCAGGGCUGGAGACGGCAGGCGUGUCCCGUCUCCUCGGAGGCAGGGUGCCCCGUGCGCAGACGUCCGGCCCUGGCCCCUGGUGUCCGUGAGCCCUGCAGGGCUGUCUCCCCUGCCCUACCUGGCCGGCUGCAGCGUGUGCUCCCAGGAAAGGGGAGAGCUGCGUGCAGAGGGGCUGCGGAGCACCGGGGUCAGGCCAGGAGGGGACCGUCCUCCACCAGGGCCAUGGGUGUGGCCGGGUGAUGAUGGGUGUCCGAGCACCCCCUGGACCGUGGACUUAGCCCAGCUCCUCCUUCCCUGGAGAGGCCUGGAUGGGGGGUGGCCCCGGCUGCCUGGCUCUGCUCUGGGACGGCCUGGAGGCAGGGGAGGGCCCUGGGGGCUCUGCAGGCCCCUCCGGCAGCUCCUCCUGGCUUCCUGCUUAGUUUCCUUCCUGGACGCCCCGGAGCCCCAGGCCUGUCCUGUGUCCACGGGAAUCCCCACCCUGACCCUGCCGUGACCCUGCCCCCCGCAGCCAGGGGUGCCAUUGAGGGCCCACAUGCGGGUGCAUUGGGAGUGUGCUGCGUCCAGUCCUCCCGGUGGCCCCAAGCUCAGCCUGGAAGGGGUUUCCGAGCCGUGAGCAGGGAGCCUUUCCGGGGCGCAGAAGCCCCCGGGAGUGUGGGUAGGGGCUUGGUGAGGAGCAAGCUGGGGGGGGCCUGAGGUCAGGGUUCCCUGGCUCGGCCCGGCCUGGUCACUCACCACUGCCGACCUUGGACAAGCUCCUGGCCCUGCGGAGCCUCGGAUGUCCUCUCUGUGAUCCCCUGGAGGGGGCUGGACCCCCACGGUCCCUUCCGUCUUGGACAUUGCUGCACUCCAGUCUUAUUGUUCUCGAGCAGGAGCCUUUGCAGGGUGGGCAGAGCGGGGUGGCGAGGCUGGCCAGGAGGGCGUCGGGCAGUGUGGGGUCUAGCACAUGACACUAGCAGCGGUGAGCCCACCUCCCUGGCAGGGCCGCCCUCGCGGGUGUGGGUCAUUCCAGCCCAUCGUGGUCAUCCGGUACCUGGUUGACAUGUCGUGUCCUCUGUCUGCACCUCCCUGCAAAGGCUCUGCUCAGGCCACGGCAAGGUGACCACCACCGGCUUGUCCCCAGGCCAAGUCUCGAUGCCCUCUCCUGGAACGGGUGGUCAGCCCUGGGUCAGCCUUGUGGGGCUGUGUCCACCUUCCCUGGCCGCGGUGGAUGGGCCCGGAGCGUCGGGCCGGCAGGAGCGGGGCUGGCAGGGCUGAGGUCUGCAUCUCCCCCUUCCCGGCCCCCUCCUCAGUCUCCCCCCCAGGAAGGCCCAGCCCUCCCUGCUGACAGCACCCGGGGAGCUGGGGGCUGCUGAGCGCUGGGGUCUGGUUGAUGGUUUUGGAGAGAAAAAAGGAUCUUAGGAAUGUUUUCUUCUUGAUUUGUCAGUUUUCUCCUGUGCGAAGUGGAGGUGGCAGGGUGUCCCCAUGUUGGCAUCUUUGGGCUGGGUUUGGUUUCAGCUACUGGCAGGUUAGGGGCCUUGUGUUCAAGUGGAAUCCCCAAGUCCCAGCCUGCGUGUUGACGUUUCCAGCCACGUUCUGAUUUACUCCGGCGCCGAGCAGGGUUUCUGUUGAACCGCCUUUGGGCCAGAGGUCUCGGAGGGCACUGCCCGCUGGGUUUUUCAGGUGAAGGGGACACUCUGUUGGACUGGCUGGGUCUGCAGGGUCCCCUCUCGCACACGCUCCCCGGAAGCCCAUCUCCCUGAGACGUGGUGGGGGAAUCGUGUCCCGAACACCCCCCUUCGGACGCUCCUGUGUCCUGCCAGGUGGGCUUCACCCGGAGGUGCUCCGGCCGCUGCCCGUCAUCACGGGUGCCGACACCUGCACUCCUUGUUAGGGGCCUUCCCAGGGCUCUCGGGGUGCCCCCCACCUGGCCAUGCCUUGACUCAGGUCACCUGCAGCUGCUGCUCCCACACCUGGAUCAGGGCUCACGAGGGCUUGGGGACCCGGGGAGCAGGUGGCCUCGGGGCCUCCAGUGUGCGACGGAGCGA
Molecule: messenger RNA, 8585 nt
Organism: Choloepus didactylus (southern two-toed sloth)
Lineage: Eukaryota; Metazoa; Chordata; Mammalia; Pilosa; Megalonychidae
Gene: CHD5
Product: chromodomain helicase DNA binding protein 5
Exons: 42
Coding region: 24-5897 (1957 amino acids)
Biological process (GO): chromatin remodeling; negative regulation of transcription by RNA polymerase II
Cellular component (GO): NuRD complex; nucleus; chromatin
Molecular function (GO): histone binding; ATP-dependent chromatin remodeler activity; DNA binding
Source: RefSeq, a predicted model, not a curated record